This is a messenger RNA of Cooperia oncophora, 582 nucleotides long. NCBI's taxonomy places the organism in Eukaryota, Metazoa, Nematoda, Chromadorea, Rhabditida, Trichostrongylidae. The record is from the annotation of a GenBank genome assembly.
AUGGACGUGUUCUCAGCAAAAUUAUUUCCUGAUAUUGUGGUGCAGAUUCUUAUUUGUAUAGCAUUUGUUUUGGCCGUUAGAGUCUCUGGUGUGAUCACGCGAGACACGGAUACCCGACGGUUCUCCUUAGAGACGCUCAGUUGGCAUCAAACUGAUCGCGAAUACAUCUCUAUGCUCACUUUUGUCGUCUAUGCAGCUAUGAUGGGCCUGAUGUUCUACGCUCUUUCCAUACUUGACCUACUUUAUAUGCACAUAUAUGACGAAGAAAAGCACGAAACGACAGAAACGACGCCAAAGACUCGACUCCUCUACCAAAUUAUUCAUUUGAUCUGCGACAUCAUAUUCUGUCUUCUCAUUGUUCUUCCAAGAGUCGACGACCAUUCAGCAAAUUCCAAUUUAGCCAUUAUUCAUUCUCUGCUAAACAUUUUCGGCCCAGCCAUCUGGCCGACUAUUUCAUUGAUUGUUUAUUCCGGAAGAGUUAGACAUGAGCUCUGUUUCCGAAUGAUCCUUAUGUGCAAGACCUGUUCAUCGCCUAAUAGCAAUAAUGUCGACAACCGACGGAGUCGGAUGCGAGUGGUCUGA